AUGAUAAGGAGCACAUUCUUCAAACAAAGUGGCUCAAUGAGCCUUCGUCGUUGCUUUCACAAAGAAGCUUACCCAUACGACAAGACAAUUAAAAACCUACUUUUACCAAAGGAUACUAAAGUUAUAUUCCAAGGAUUUACCGGUAAGCAAGGUACAUUCCAUGCAAAAAUUUCACAGGAAUAUGGUACAAAUGUGGUAGGUGGUACCAACCCCAAGAAGGCUGGUCAAACUCAUUUGGGGAAGCCUGUCUUUUCUAAUGUGGAGGAGGCCAUGUUGGAAACGGGCGCUACCGCUAGUGCUAUCUUCAUUCCCCCACCAUUCGCUGCCGCUGCAAUUGCUGAAGCCAUUGAGGCAGAAUUGCCAUUGGCUGUCUGUAUUACUGAAGGUAUCCCACAAAAGGACAUGCUUUACAUCACCGAGAUGCUAAGAAUGCAAGACAAGACAAGAUUGGUGGGACCUAAUUGUCCGGGGAUUAUUAACCCUGCUAAUAGAGUGAGAAUUGGAAUUCAACCACCCAAAAUUUUUAAACCAGGAAAAAUUGGUAUUAUUUCAAGAUCUGGUACUUUAACUUAUGAAGCAGUACAACAAACUACUAAUACUGGUUUGGGUCAAUCAUUAGUUAUUGGAAUGGGUGGGGAUGCAUUCCCAGGAACUGAUUUUAUUGAUGCCUUGAAAUUAUUCCUAAAUGAUGGAGUCACUGAGGGGAUUAUUAUGCUUGGUGAAAUUGGUGGUAAAGCGGAAAUUGAAGCUGCAGAAUUCUUGAAAGAAUUCAAUAAUAGUAGAGACAAACCUUUACCUGUCGCUUCCUUCAUUGCGGGAACUGUUGCAGGACAAAUGAAAGGUGUCAGAAUGGGCCAUUCAGGUGCUAUCGUUGAAGGUUCUGGUACUGAUGCAGAUUCAAAGAAGAAAGCUUUGAGAGAAAUGGGAAUUGAAGUAGUCGAAUCACCAGGUUUCUUAGGAGAGGCUUUAUUGAAGCAAUUCAAAAAAUUAUGA
Messenger RNA from Naumovozyma castellii, 993 nucleotides. It is a transcript of the gene LSC1, whose product is annotated as succinate--CoA ligase (GDP-forming) subunit alpha. The record is from RefSeq and is a predicted model, not a curated record. Lineage: Eukaryota; Fungi; Ascomycota; Saccharomycetes; Saccharomycetales; Saccharomycetaceae. The transcript has a single exon. The coding region runs from base 1 to 993 and encodes 330 amino acids.